Messenger RNA from Sebastes umbrosus (honeycomb rockfish), 1359 nucleotides. RefSeq names its product transmembrane protein 50A (gene tmem50a). Lineage: Eukaryota; Metazoa; Chordata; Actinopteri; Perciformes; Sebastidae. The transcript is spliced from 7 exons. The record is from RefSeq and is a predicted model, not a curated record. Gene Ontology annotation, biological process: late endosome to vacuole transport via multivesicular body sorting pathway; protein targeting to vacuole. Bases 163 to 645 code for a protein of 160 amino acids.
CAAAAAACGGACGGGAGCCGGUUCUUAUCGUUCACUCAAAAGAGCCGGCUCAAUGAACCGGCUCGUUCGUAACCAACACAUCACUAGCUCUGUCGGAAGCAAAGUCGGGCUUAUUAUCCAGAGAGGUUCAACACAUCAAAAACCGAAAAUAAAAGCAGAGUCAUGUCAGGUUUCCUGGACGGGAUCCGGUGUGGAGACUGUGAGUGCAAUGUGGACUGGGGAGAGAGAAGAAACGCCAUCGCAUCUAUAGCUGCUGGAGUGCUGUUCUUCACCGGUUGGUGGAUCAUCAUCGACGCAGCAGUGAAAUAUCCUAAUGAGGGAGACUUUCAUCAUGCCUAUCACACUUGUGGAGUCAUCGCUACAGUGGCCUUUCUCAUGAUAAAUGCUGUUUCAAACGGCCAAGUGAGAGGAGACAGCUACAGUGAGGGCUGCAUUGGACAGACGGGCGCCCGAGUUUGGCUCUUCAUUGGCUUCAUGCUGGCUUUCGGCUCCCUCAUUGCCUCUAUGUGGAUUCUGUUUGGAGGAUUCGUAGUGCCUCAUAAGGGUGUCGUGUACCCUGGUAUCGCCAUUUUCUUCCAAAACGCGUUCAUUUUCUUUGGGGGUUUGGUCUUCAAGUUUGGACGUACAGAGGAUCUGUGGCAGUGAUGGACUCUGUGUGUCUUCAUGUCCACUGUUUAUACACUCUGCUUUCUAUAUUGUAUGAGACAAUAUGCUUUAGUGGUUAUUUACUUUAUAUAUGAACUUUGUUUCGCUUUCAAAUUAACGUGUUUAAUUUAUACUGUUGACUGUAUACUGGCUAAAUCAUAACUAAGCACAAAGUUUCAUAGAUUCCUUUAACGUUUUGAAUGUGGCACAUCUUUCAGAUGUGUCUAUUUGCACUCAGACUGUGUAGCCAUGUUGUUAUAAUGGUUUACAAUUUGUGUAUAGCAAAAUGUGUAUUUUGGGAGCUUUACUUCUCUGAACUGUCCACAUUUCCUUUUGGGUAUACUUACUUUUAUGACAUCCUUUUAAUUUGAACAGUCUUUUUAAGUGGUACAAAAUAUCAUUGAGGGCAAUAUUUCAUAAUACUGUACACAUUUACUGAAUGUAACCAUAUGGGGUUGUUUGUGUUUUUCCUGAAAUAACAGUAAGUCAGCUCUGAAACUUUGCAGUCAUCCAGAUUCAUUGUUGAAGGUUAAUUAGCUCACACUGCUGACAUGAGGUCAACAAAGGUUUCGCAACUGUUGGGUGUUAAAUGUGUGUACUGGAGAUUUGUAUUCGACUGCAACACUUAAACCAUUCGCUUGUGUAACAUCCAAACCAUGAGGUCAGUUUCUGACAACCAUGGCAACAUUAAACAGAAACAUACUGGGCAGUAAA